This is a messenger RNA of Mercurialis annua (annual mercury), 3406 nucleotides long. RefSeq names its product LRR receptor-like serine/threonine-protein kinase RGI2. Gene Ontology annotation, biological process: protein phosphorylation. Bases 1 to 3255 code for a protein of 1084 amino acids. The record is from RefSeq and is a predicted model, not a curated record. NCBI's taxonomy places the organism in Eukaryota, Viridiplantae, Streptophyta, Magnoliopsida, Malpighiales, Euphorbiaceae. Gene Ontology annotation, molecular function: protein kinase activity; ATP binding; protein binding. The transcript has 2 exons. Gene Ontology annotation, cellular component: plasma membrane.
AUGAUGUCAAGCAAUGCAAUCACUAUUUUUCUCUUGUUGCUUAACAUCUCUCUUUUUCCAGCCAUUUCUGCUUUAAACCAAGAAGGUCAUUCUUUACUUUCAUGGCUUUCAACUUUCAAUUCUUCUCUGUCAGCUAACGUUUUCGCUUCAUGGGAUCCGAGCCACCAAAAUCCCUGCAACUGGAAGUUUGUGAAAUGUUCAACAAAUGGUUUUGUUUCGCAAGUAAGAAUCGACAAUAUUAGUAUUCCUACCACCUUCCCCACUCAGUUCUAUUCCCUUAACCAUCUUACUACUCUUAUUCUUUCCAAUGGAAAUCUGACAGGCGAAAUUCCAGCUUCUAUUGCGAAUCUUUCGUCGCUGAUCAACUUGGACCUUAGUUUCAAUGCUUUAACAGGAAAUAUCCCAGCAGAGAUCGGAAGGCUGUUUCAAUUGCAGUCGCUUUCGUUGAAUACGAAUAUGCUACAUGGUGAGCUUCCUAGAGAAAUAGGAAACUGUUCGGAGCUUAGACAGCUUGAACUAUUUGAUAACGAGCUCUCUGGAAAUAUUCCGGCAGAAAUAGGCCAGUUGAUUGCUCUGGAGAUCUUUCGUGCCGGUGGAAACCAAGGACUUCAUGGUGAAAUCCCAAUGCAGGUAUCAAACUGUAAAGGACUGCUGUAUUUGGGUCUUGCAGACACUGGGAUUUCAGGGCAGAUUCCGAGUAGUAUAGGAGAACUGAAGUAUCUCAAGACGCUUUCAGUUUAUACAGCUAAUCUCAGUGGUAAUAUCCCGGCAGAAAUUGGUAAUUGCUCAGCCUUAGAAGAUCUUUUUCUGUAUGAAAACCGACUUUCAGGCAACAUUCCUGAAGAAUUGGCUUCAUUGACAAAUCUCAAGAGGCUGUUGCUAUGGCAGAAUAACCUCACUGGGCACAUGCCUGAAGUCCUAGGAAAAUGUACAGAUUUGGAAGUUAUUGAUCUCUCCAUGAAUUCUCUAACCGGUGUGGUUCCUGUGUCCCUAGCCAAUUUAGUAGCAUUGGAGGAGCUUCUUUUGUCUGAUAAUUACCUUUCAGGAGAAAUUCCACCUUUUGUUGGAAACUUUUCUGGUCUAAAGCAGCUUGAGCUGGAUAAUAACAACUUCUCCGGUGAGAUUCCAGCCACCAUUGGGCAACUAACGGAGCUUUCACUUUUCUUUGCCUGGCAGAACCAGCUCCAUGGAAGCAUACCUGCUGAGCUAGCCAACUGCAAGAAACUUCAAGCAUUAGAUCUUUCUCACAACUUCCUCACAGGGUCAGUUCCACAUUCUCUCUUUCAUCUCAAGAACUUAACCCAGUUGCUGUUGUUAUCAAAUGGACAUUCAGGUGAACUUCCAUCUGAUAUUGGCAAUUGCAUUGGUUUGGUCCGUUUGCGACUAGGAUCAAACAACUUUAGUGGUCAAAUUCCAUCAGAAAUAGGGUUCCUGCAAAACUUGAGCUUCCUUGAAUUGUCAGAUAAUCAAUUUACUGGAGAAAUCCCUCGAGAAAUCGGCAACUGCACUCAACUAGAAAUGGUUGAUUUGCAUGGAAAUAGGCUCCAAGGCGUCAUCCCCACAACUCUCGAUUCUCUUCUUAAUUUAAAUGUGUUAGACCUUUCAAACAACAGUAUAACAGGCAUCAUCCCUGAGAAUUUAGGAAAGCUAACAUCAAUCAAUAAAUUAGUAAUCAGUGAAAACCAUAUUACUGGUUUGAUUCCCAAGUCACUUGGUUUAUGUAGGGAUCUGCAGCUGUUGGAUAUUAGCAGCAACAGACUCACGGGUCCAAUCCCGAAUGAGAUUGGUCAGUUGCAAGGAUUAGAUAUCCUUUUGAAUUUGAGUAGGAAUUCUCUAACAACUUCAAUUCCAGAAAGCUUUUCAAACCUCUCCAAACUUGCCAACCUCGACCUCUCUCAUAACGAACUCACAGGAGCACUUACAGUAUUGGGUAGUCUUGACAAUCUUGUUUCGUUAGAUGUCUCCAACAACAAAUUCUCAGGUCUGCUUCCUGAUACCAAGUUCUUCCAUGAUCUUCCAGAAACUGCAUAUUCUAGUAAUUCUGAGCUAUGCGUAAACAGAAACAAGUGCAAUUUAAGUGGAAAUCAUCAUGGCAAGAACACUCGAAACCUUGUCCUGUGUACUCUUCUCAGUUUAACUGUCACAUUAUUGGUUGUGCUUGUGGGUGUACUUAUAUUCAUCAAAAUUCGUCAACCUGCAUUUGAAAGAGAUGAUGAAGAAAACAUGCAGUGGGAUUUCACCCCAUUUCAAAAGCUUAACUUUUCAGUCAACGAUAUCAUACCAAGGCUCUCAGAUUCAAACAUCAUUGGUAAAGGUUGUUCGGGAAUGGUUUAUCGUGUUGAGACUCCACUGAGACAAGUUGUUGCAGUAAAAAAGCUAUGGCCUGUCAAGAAUGGAGAGGCAGCAGACAGAGACUGGUUUACAGCAGAAGUUACAACGCUUGGAUCAAUCAGACAUAAAAAUAUAGUUAGGCUUCUGGGAUGUUGUAACAAUGGAAAAACCAAACUGCUGCUGUUUGACUAUAUCAGCAAUGGGAGCUUGGCUGGAUUACUUCACGAAAAGAAGGUAUUCUUGGAUUGGGAUGCAAGAUAUAAUAUCAUACUAGGAGCAGCUCAUGGCCUGGAAUAUCUUCAUCAUGAUUGUACUCCUCCAAUUGUGCAUCGUGACAUCAAGGCGAAUAAUAUAUUGGUAGGGCCACAAUUUGAAGCUUUUCUUGCAGAUUUUGGACUCGCCAAGCUCAUUGAUACUGCAGAAUCUUCGGAAGUUUCCAAGACAAUCGCCGGUUCUUAUGGAUACAUAGCUCCAGAAUAUGGAUACAGUUUCAGAAUCACAGAGAGGAGUGAUGUGUACAGCUAUGGUGUAGUUCUUCUAGAAGUGUUAACAGGAAAAGAACCAACAGAUAACCGGAUUCCUGAAGGUGCACACAUUGUCACUUGGGUUAACAAGGAACUUCGAGAAAGAAGAAAAGAAUUCACGACAAUUCUAGACCAGCAGCUCCUGCUUCGAUCAGGCACACAACUUCAAGAAAUGCUUCAGGUGCUUGGAGUGGCCCUCCUCUGUGUGAACCCUUUGCCAGAGGACCGACCAACAAUGAAAGAUGUAACAGCAAUGCUGAAGGAGAUCAGACAUGAAAAUGAGGAUUUAGAAAAAUCACAUUGUCAUAAUAACAAAGCAGCAGCUUCCAAUUCAAAAGCAACAGUUCAUUCUUCUAGUUUCUCUAGAUCAUCUGAACCUCUAAUUAGAUCACCCUCCUGAGUCAAUAAUUCCACAUAAUCAGGCACAUUAGUUCAUUGAUUAUUUUUUAAAGCAACAGAAAAAAUUGUAUAGAUUGAUAAAUGUUGUAGUAGUAGGACUUUGAGAAUCCGUGUCUUCUACACUAAUUUGAGAAUGGUUUCCCUUCAGUUCA